AUGAAUAGCAACGACUCGUCAUUCAACGGAGAAACCACAUCAUCUGGUAUAUUGUGGGCGGAAGUGUUGUGCCGUAUUCCAUUCGUCAAGAACCCAUCAGUGAAAUCCGAAAAUAUUGUUCGAAUAAACUCAAAAAAUGAAGUAGAAGAAGAGGAUGCGUUACAAAUAGAACAGUAUAUACAGAAACAAGAAGUCAUUCUUUCUCAUUCGCAAUCAUUGCAUAGUCAAGAGCAUUGUCGGGGAAUCGUUGAAGAUGUGGAGUAUCAGGAGAAGAAUAUAAAGGUAACAGUCUCUUCGGACUCAGCUUUCCCGAUAUGGGAAGACACUGACAUCUGGAUGUAUUCAUUGUCUACUCCUGCCAACUCACUCUAUACCACUGAACCAAACACCUCCGCUGAUUCCGAGCCAACACUAGAAGAAUUGAAAAACGAAACGACGGACGAUAUGGAUCAAGCAGGGCUAUUUCAAUCAAUAAAUGGCUGGAAGUUGAUCAACAUGGAUCGUUCACGAACACGAAGAAAAGAAGGUGGAAAGUGGAGGAAUGUGUACAAAACAGAGUUGGUGAUGACGUGUGUUGAUCCGAGUAAACAGGAAUUGUUAGAACAUAUAAAAGAGCGAACAUCGUUGAGAUUAAGUGAUGAUAUUGAUACAAUGGGUGAUGUGUUAGUGGAUGUGCUAAGCAAAUCAGUUGAUGAAAAAAAGCUGAGAACGGUAACGCUUGGUGUAACUGGAUUCGUUCGCGAUGACGUGAAUAUUUCUCUAACCAAAGAUACGACUUUUUAUCUAAAUAUUUAUGAUUUGGACGACGAUGACCUCGCCAGUCUCGCCAGUGAGAAUUAUGUUCUUCCUGGUUAUCCACUUGAACAAAACCUUGAUGAACUUUGCGAAAAGGUCGGUGACCUUACCAUAUUGGACGUCUGCGUAAAAACGUGGAAUUCUGAGGAGCAGAAUUAUUGCUACAUUCGUCUAGAGGUUACAUCAGCCAAAAAGUUGACUCACUUCAAACUCCUCUUGGGACACCAUGUUACAAUACAAUCAACGCAUAACGAGAGAUCCUCGGUGUUAGCUGUUGUUAGUAGAGUUAUGACAAAAGGAAUGAUUCUGACACUAAAAGGAAUACCCAAACACAAUCCGGAGUUCUAUUUCAGUAAAACGGAUUGUCUCAGAAUCCAGAUUGCUGAUGAUUAUGAAGAACGUCUUCGAAAUCUAACAGGAUCAAAAGCACUAAGCGAGAAGUUCCGUGUUGAGUUGGCAAAUGCUAAGUCUGAUAUACGGUUUCGGCGUUUUUGGAAUGAUCCGAAAGGAAAAUUCGCCGAGUUUUCAAUUAAGAGCGAAGUUUUCCAAAACAUUCCAUAUGACACCAAGGUUAUUCUUGGAAAAUGUUGGGAACUUGAAGGUCAACUUGAACAGAAAGCAAACUUCGUUUUCGCUACUCGAGUCAUGCCCUCUUCCUCUUCAGACUGCUCUUCUUCUACUAUUAAUUUUCAAAUUAAAAAUUUCGACGCUCUCGUGACCGGAGCUGGUGCCUUUCAAGUCUCAAAGGCAUUCUACUAUGUCGAGUUGGAUAGCAUUGAAGAAGUUUCUGAUGAUCCAGACUACAGACUUCUGAAUGCUCGCAGCGUAAAUCUUCCAAGAGGGGAAACAGUGGCGAAAGGUUGUCCGAUUGGCGAGGAUUUGAAGUUUUUAGUGUUUCCAAAUACCUUUUUGGCACGGAAUGAGAAGAAACGACAACAACUCGGCAAAAAUCAGCCUCGGAACCCGGGAUUCGUGAAAAAGUGGGGUUACCAGAAGCAAGGUGAACAAUAUGAAUUGACGAAUGACUUGAUACGAAAGAAAACUCUUGUUGCUCCUGAGCAUAAAACCGUCGAGAAAGAAGAAAAAGCAUUGGAAACGCUGUCUCCAGUAGUUACUCAAACACCAGAAGCCUUCCAACACCUCACGGUGAAUUCUUUCCCACGACGUUUUCAAGACAUGAGCGCGAGCUGGAAAAAUCUUCAAGAAAUCUCCAAAAAACACAAACAGUUGUGCUUUGCAUAUGUAACGAAUGACAAAGGAUACGAUAACCGAGAGCGAUUUGUGAAACUUGAAACAGGCUUCGACGAGCAGGGAAAUAAGGUUAAAAUUGAACCUCGCGAACUCGGUCUCGGUAAACCAAUUUUUGUGACUGAUGGUAUCAACGAAAAAGAAAUCAAGAUUCAAGGAGAAGUUGUUGAUACUAAGGAUGGAAUUCUUGUCAUCAAGGUCGAGAGGAAACACUCCGAUAUGGAUUUUCACAGUCAACUCAAACGGGAAGGAAAUCGACUUCUUCCGUGUUUCACAGAAUGA
Caenorhabditis remanei is the source of this 2325-nucleotide messenger RNA. RefSeq lists its product as uncharacterized. Bases 1 to 2325 code for a protein of 774 amino acids. NCBI's taxonomy places the organism in Eukaryota, Metazoa, Nematoda, Chromadorea, Rhabditida, Rhabditidae. The record is from RefSeq and is a predicted model, not a curated record. The transcript is spliced from 10 exons.